Messenger RNA from Elaeis guineensis (African oil palm), 4682 nucleotides. Its product is annotated as RAF-like serine/threonine-protein kinase PRAF. Gene Ontology annotation, cellular component: cytoplasm. The record is from RefSeq and is a predicted model, not a curated record. Gene Ontology annotation, biological process: signal transduction; protein phosphorylation. Lineage: Eukaryota; Viridiplantae; Streptophyta; Magnoliopsida; Arecales; Arecaceae. Gene Ontology annotation, molecular function: ATP binding; protein kinase activity; protein binding.
GGAUUAAAAUAAAUAGACCUUCUUCUUCUGCUGUAUUCGGCGGUAGUGAUGGAAGUAGCCUCGACUCCAAAUGGAUACCUCGGUUUCUACCUGUCUCUUUCCUGCUGUCUUCCUAGAUGUCCAAAACUGGGAAAGAAUACAAGGAAAACGAGAAAGCAGAAUCCAUUCCACCGCCCUUCCCAUCCUCCCUAUCCAAUUCUUCCUUCGCCUGAAAACAACCAAAGUUUGCCCCUUUUCCUUCUUCCUUAAGAUUUAAAAAAAAAUAAGAUAAGGAAAAAACCCUUAAAAAAAAAAAUUGCCCAAAACGCCUUCCUCUCCACCUCGCCUCCUCCUCUACGUUUCUAGUUUUUUCCCCAACCCCAAGAACCCUUGCUCUCUUCUCCCUUCCACCAUGGACGUCGACCAGAACUCCAUCCCCAAAGAUCUCCGCUCCCUACCCCUCAAUCGCGCGGCCAAUCCCCCCAGUCCCCCCUCCCGCCUCCUCUUCUCCCCCCACUCCGACCCCUUCCCCAACCCUCCUCCUACCUGGGCCCCCACCUCCGCCCCCAAUCCCCCAUCCUCCGCCGCCGCCGCCGUCCCUCCCACUAUUUCCUCCCCUCCUUCCUCCUCCGCCGUCUCCGCCGGUUCCCCUGAAGGUAACUCCUACUCCAACAAAAAGCUCAAGUUUUUAUGCAGCUUUGGGGGCAAGAUCCUCCUCCGGCCCAGCGACGGCUCCUUCCGCUACGUUGGCGGUCACACCCGCAUCAUCUCCGUCCGAAAGGAUGUAUCUCUCGCCGAACUUACGAGCAAGAUGUCCGAGGUCUUCGGUGGUCCCGCUGUCGUCAAGUACCAGCUUCCCGGUGAGGAUCUUGAUGCCCUUAUCUCCGUCUCCUGCCCUGAGGACCUUGUUAAUAUGAUGGAGGAGUAUGACAAGCUCGCCUCCAUCUCGCCACACGGCUCCGCGAAGCUCCGUGUCUUCCUCUUCUCCCCGUCUGAGUCCGCGGACCUCUCUGCAAACCUCGCCGCUGAUGACGCUGGACAGGGGUACGUCGAGGCAGUCAAUGGGGUCACUGCCGAUGGCGGUGGCAGCGGCGGCGGAAGCGGAAUGUGGAGAAAAGGGAGUGUCGCGAGUGCUGCUUCCUCCACCCAGAAUUCGGACGGCACCAUUGGGGGCGAGGCUGGGGAGAGCGCUAAUGAAGGUACGUCGCCCUCGCUUCUUUCCCCUACUGUUCGUGCAUCUAAUGAUGCUUCGAGAUCAGUGUAUGUGGGUGAAACCCAUCCCGCUGUGUUUCCGGAUUCCCCGGGGCUUCCGGGGGUCAAUGUCUCAGCUCUGGGAUUGGGCGUUUCUACUCAAAAUCCAACCUUGGUUCGGCCGGAGCAAUCUCCUUUGGAACCUUAUGUGCCGCAGUCAGCUUACUUAGAAUCUCACCAAGUCCAAUACAUAAAUCCUCAGCAAUUGGGAAUGAUGGGAGUUCAGCAAUCGAUAAAUUUAGCUCCUUUCCUGAUGCAUCCUUAUGCGCCUGGUGUGCCCAUCACCACAACCCCUCCGGCUUCUCAAGUUGGUAGCUUGAAGCCAAUCCAAGCAAUGGUCGGGCCUAGCUUGGAGAACCCAUAUGGAGGAAGAGCCGUGCAGCUUCCUUGUGAUCAGAAUUAUAAGGCUUUCCAGCCUCUAUCAAAGUUCCCACCUUUGCCCCCUUCAUACCUGCCGGCACAGAAUACUGAUAUGUAUGGGCAGGCAGUGUCUCCUCCACUGCAGUCUCCGGCAUUGAGAUCAGAAGAUUGCUAUACGUGCCAGAAAUCUCUGCCCCAUGUCCAUUCAGAUACAGUAAUACAGGACCGUGGGAAUGGGUCCCAAGGAAGCACUCCUGAGAGUGGCCCUAUGUUUUACAGUCAACCAUCGGAGGAUGCAAUGAGGCAAUGGGCUCUGCAUUCAGCUAUUGGAGCUUCAGGUGACAAUUUGGUGGAACCCAAAACAGAGAGGUCGGCUGCCACAGCUCAAUUAGGGGGUUAUGGGUUCCCUCAGAUUACUGAGGCACAAUUUGCUAGUGAGAAGUCAGGUGUUCAGAAAGCAGAUAAUCUUGAUCCUAUGCGAAUUUUGCGUAAUACUGGUGCAAUUGGCUUAUCAGGUGAUACACAAGCAUCCAGUGGAAUGUAUUUGGGCACUCCUUCCCAAUCUCAUAUCGAGGACCACUUUCAGUGGUGGCAGCAGCAGCAGCAGCAGCAGUCAUGGCAGACUUUGCAACCACCUCAGUAUCCGGUCAAGCAUGAAGUCAUCACCAGUCCUGGUGUUGAUGCUAAUGCUGUUAAAAAUGUAAAUGUUUGGGCAGCAGAACCUGUGAUGCAGGACUAUGUGACUGGACACUCACAUGACUAUGUUAGACCUAUUGAUGGGAGGAUGGAAGCCCUUUAUUUAAGUCCGUCCAAGAAAUCAGAAACUAAUGAUCAGGGAAAAGCCUUUGUAGACUCUAGUGAUGCAAGAAUUGAUGGCCCACCACUGAAUGGUUGUAAAGUCAGACCUCAACCAGGAGGGAAUGCUUUAUUUUUUGGUAAGGACUUUGUGAAUUCUGGAUUUGUUUCCAAGGGGAAUUGUGUUAAACCAAGUGAGCAACUGCCAUUUACCCCUUUGGAUUUGACUUACUUGGACAAUCAUCAACCUGUUGGCACUAGCCAAGCGCCAAACAUCAUAGGAAACCACGGGCCCUUCCCUCACAAUCUUGGAGUAGGGAUUGAGCAUCCAAUAUCUAAUGGACAGUUCCGUGGGAUGCCUGCAUACUCUUCUGGUAUCACCCUUGCUUAUGGUGAUAAUAACAUUAUCCCUUUGGCUGAUAGGAAAUAUGAGGCCAUUCAGCCGCACUCCAAGGAUAUGCCCAAUUGCUUUGCUCCUCCUCCGAUUGGUAAUAUACCAUUUCCAUCAUUAAAUGCAACUAGCCACACUGAACAUGUGGAAGCUUUUAAAGAACCAUCUUCGUCAGAUUCACUUUUCAGCAACCAGGAUCCUUGGAAAGUACUAGGAGGUGCACUGCCUCCAAGACCCAGCAAGGUAGCCAGUAGGGAGUCUCUUGUCCCAAAGGAUCCAUCCUUUGAAAACCAUCUGGGAAAGAGCAAUGGGUCAAAUGUUGUGGCAUUACUGGACGAAGGUAAUCUUCACCACCCACCAGAUUUGCCGAACAAGGACUUGUGCCAAGAGCCUGUUCGACUCGCAAAAGGCUCAGGAGAAGAGCACAUAAAGCAACAGCUCCAAACUGUUGCUGAGGGUGUAGCAGCAUCUGUUCUCCAGUCAUCUUCACCUCCUGUUUCUGGUUUCCUUGCUUGUGAAAUGAAGGAAUCAACACCUGAAUUUGACAAAGGAGAGACUGUUGAGGAUGACGUACGAUCACAGGGAGCAGCAGUUGAUCAAAAACUUGAGGAUGUCAAGGACAUGAAGGUGGAUAAAAUAAAUCCUGUUGUUCAGAUUACAGAGGACAUCGGGCACCUGCAGAUAAUUAAAAAUAGUGACCUUGAAGAGCUGAGAGAACUUGGUUCUGGAACUUUUGGUACAGUGUAUCAUGGAAAAUGGAGGGGAUCAGAUGUUGCAAUUAAAAGAAUUAAUGACAGGUGUUUUGCUGGAAAGCCCUCAGAGGAAGAACGCAUGAGGGCUGAUUUUUGGAAUGAAGCCCGCAAGCUUGCUGAUCUGCACCACCCAAAUGUUUUAGCAUUUUAUGGCGUUGUUCUGGAUGGCCCUGGGGGAUCUGUUGCAACUGUAACAGAAUACAUGGUUAAUGGUUCUCUUCGACAAGCUUUGCAAAGAAACGACAACAGGACACUUGACCAACGUAAACGUCUUCUAAUUGCGAUGGAUGUGGCAUUUGGGAUGGAAUACUUGCACGGAAAAAACAUCGUGCACUUCGACUUGAAAAGUGACAAUUUACUUGUCAACUUGAGGGAUCCUCAACGUCCAAUCUGCAAGGUCGGUGACCUGGGCUUAUCAAAGGUGAAAUGUCAUACCCUAAUUUCUGGUGGUGUGCGAGGGACGCUUCCUUGGAUGGCUCCAGAACUUCUUAAUGGCAGCAGUAGUCGUGUCUCCGAAAAGGUCGAUGUCUUCUCGUUCGGAAUUGUCAUGUGGGAGCUCCUUACUGGAGAAGAACCAUAUGCUGAUUUGCACUAUGGAGUUAUCAUAGGUGGGAUUGUGAGCAACACGCUGCGCCCUCCAGUACCUGAGACUUGUGAUCCUGAGUGGAGAAAACUGAUGGAGCAAUGCUGGUCGGCUGAACCAUCAGAGAGGCUGACCUUCACAGAGAUUGCAAACAGGCUGCGUUCUAUGGCAGCAUCUCUCUCUCACAAAGGAUAAAAAUGAUUUCAGAUGCAACUUUUUGUCAAUAACCAGUAUUUUAUGACCUUUGCUUUUGGUUUGUCAAUUAAUCAGGCAGGUCUUGAGUUUCGGAAUUAAAAGGUCGGUAUCGCUACACUUUUGAAAUGGCCAUAAUUAUUCUGGGUUUUGUAAUAUAAUAUCAACAAGGUGUGCUGUUUCCCUUGUAAUUCCCAUUCCAUAUAUUUUUGUUCAUUGGAGCUGGGUCUUUCAUGGUUAAAGUGCUUGCUUUAAUGGUCCUGACAUCAGGGUGUUCUUUGUAAACCAUAAGCUUUUGUUACAGAAUUGAAACUCGAAAUUUACAGAUCCGAUAUGAAUGGCCAGUUACAUAGGAUGGCUUGUCUAAGUUCUGAAAACA